Molecule: messenger RNA, 5844 nt
Organism: Xenia sp. Carnegie-2017
Lineage: Eukaryota; Metazoa; Cnidaria; Anthozoa; Malacalcyonacea; Xeniidae
Exons: 11
Coding region: 221-4906 (1561 amino acids)
Biological process (GO): intrinsic apoptotic signaling pathway in response to endoplasmic reticulum stress; IRE1-mediated unfolded protein response; mRNA processing
Cellular component (GO): IRE1-TRAF2-ASK1 complex
Molecular function (GO): ATP binding; RNA endonuclease activity; protein serine/threonine kinase activity
Source: RefSeq, a predicted model, not a curated record
GUACAUGGAGAGGUAUGAGGACUUGCAAAACAAGUCAUUCUUGUUGUUUUGAUGCUUGUAGUCAGACAGUAGUAAAAACGGUGAAGAAGUCAAUAGUGUUGAAUUACUUGAAGACCAGAGAAUUUUUAUUAUACUGGAUGACUAAAUUUUGUCGUUUACAACUGGCACAACAAAGAAAAUUCAUCUAUUUACAUGAAAGUAAUAACAGCCUGAUCAAUACAUGGAUAACUUCUUUUCUUUAUUAAAAUUUGGUCCGCAGUCAGGUUCAGUGAGACAGCACUUGGAAGAAGGGAAUCGCUGUAUGAAUAAUGGCGAUUAUGAAUCAGCAAUUGAACACUAUGUACAAUGUUUGAGACCUCCAAGCAAGAAUAGCGUCAAAAUGAUGGCAUAUUUUGGUGCUGGUAACGCUUGUGUCCUCUCUAAAAAAUGGAAGGAUGGAAUGAAAAAUUUUGAUGAUUGCUUGAAGAUUUCUUCAAACGUGAAACGUGAAUUUUUUCAACAUCAAGUUUAUCUUGGCCUGGGUAAUAUUGAUUCUACCAUUGAAAGAUUUGUGGACGACCUGAAGAAAGAUAAAAUGGUCUGUCUUUGCCAUAUUGCAUUGGGAGGAUUGAACAAGCGGCUUGAAAAUUAUGAGAAAUCUUUGGAGCAUUAUAGAAAAGGAUUCUCUCUUAUUGAAUGUCAACACCAAGAAAAUCAGCAAGAACAAAAAAAAGAACCAAAGAAAGUUGAUGGUAUUAACGUUAGUAAAGAUUUCAUCGACCACAACAUGAAGAACUUGUCACUUGUUACUUCAACUGGAAUCAUGAAUGGAGUGUUAGUUGUUUAUUGGGAAUUAACAGAAUUGUUUGAUAAACUUAAAAGACGGCACGAGGCAACUUGUAUGUACAAAAUAUAUAUGGAGGAAUUGCAGUGGAAAUGCGUUGAUGAAUCAACUAAACAUAAUCAAUUGUUUUUAAAAAUGAUUAAGUAUGGACGAGAUCCCAAAGUCAAUGUUGAAUAUAUAAGCGAUGUGCGUGUAAUUUUCUCCGGAGAAUUUUGCAUCGGCAAAGGAAGUGAUGGAACUCGUGUUUAUCUUGGACUGGGAAAAGAUGGCUAUGGAAAAGCAGUGAAACGAAUACCUCGUGAUAUCUGCAUUGGGCUUACACAACAAGAAAAGAAAAUUUUCAAAGAAAUCAUCAAAAAAAAAUCGAAUGAUGUUGUGAAUUAUUUUUACUUAGAAGAAGACAUUACAUCAGAAUAUGUUUAUUUAAUACUCGACCUGUGUGAAGAAUCGCUGGUGGAUUUUGUGCAAUCGGAAUCAAAUAGUUUGGCUUAUCUUCAAAAAUCGCUUCCCAAAGUUCUCAGACAAAUUUUAAAAGGCUUAGCUCAUCUUCACAGCGAGCCACAUCCUGUUCUUCAUCGAGAUUUAAAGCCUUCCAAUGUUCUCCGAGAAGCCCAAGGCAAAUUUCUGAUAGCUGACUUUGGUAUCAGUCGAAUACUAAAAAGUGAUUAUAAGACAUUUAAACACGGCCUUACUUGGGGAUCUGAUUAUUGGGUUACUCCCGAAUCGUAUUGUCCGGAUGAUGAGUCGAUUAAAAAGUCACAUUACAAAAAAGAGUCUGAUGUAAUGACUGCAGGAAUGGUGGCUUUUUAUGUUGCAACAAAAGGGAAACAUCCUUUUGGAGAUCGAACGACAAGACUGCAAAACUUGUUGAAUGGAAACCCUGUUGAAUUGAAAAACAUAGUAGAUGUUGAACUUAAAGAUCUUCUUUCGUGGAUGCUACAAUUGAGACCUGAACUCAGACCAUCUGCUAACGAGGCGUUAAAACACCCUUAUCUACAAUCCGAUGAAUGUAAGUUUGACUUGAUGUGUGAUGCGGGAAACCAACCCGAGAUAGAGAUACCAUAUUUAGGUCAUCCUCUCUACUCAGAUGUCCAUGAGCAGUUAAAUGGGUUAAAAAAUUGGAAGGAUCGUAUUGAUCUUGAAGUCUUUAGUGAUUUCAAUGUGGGACAUUACGAUGCUACAUGGUUAGGUUGCUUGCAAUUUAUACAUAAUGUUCACCAGCAUUGGAAUGAUGUACCUCGUCUAAAACGGCUUCAAAGUGAUGGUAAUUAUAAAAAGUAUUUCUUACAAGUUUUUCAAGAGCUUCCUCUGUUGGUGAACAGAAUUAUAAGAUUAAAUGAAUGGAAGUCAAAACCAGAUCUCGAAGAACACUUUUCAAUUUCAGAAUUACACUUGCAAAAAUGGAAAUACAUCGGUGAAUCAAAAAAACAUAAAGAAUUGUUGUUAAAACUAACUGAGUAUGGACAAGAUCUUAACGCUGAGGUUAAACAUUUGAACGAUGUACGUGUAGUUUUCUCGGAACAGUUUUUACUUGGCAAAGGAAGUGAUGGAACCCGUGUUUAUCUUGGACUGGGAAAGGAUGGUUACGGUAAAGCAGUAAAACGAAUAAUUCGUGAUAACUGCAUUGGGCUUGUGCAACAAGAAAAGAAAAUUUUGAAUGAAAUCGAAGCAAAGGGCUCGAAGUAUGUUGUAAAUUAUUCUUACUUAAACGACACUGAAACAGAACAUGUCUAUUUAAUACUCGACCUGUGUGAAGAAUCACUGGAGCAUUUUGUGGAGUCAAAGAGUUUGGCUUAUCUUCGAAAAUUUCUUCCCAAAAUUCUCAGACACAUUUUAAAAGGAUUAGCUGAUCUUCAUAGUGACCCAUAUCCUAUUCUUCAUCGGGAUUUGAAGCCUUCUAAUGUUUUCCGAGACGCACAGGGCAAAUUUUUAAUAGCUGACUUUGGUAUGAGUCGAAUUUUGAAAAAUGGAUCUAACACAUUAAAAAGUGGCACCAAAAUGGGAGCUGGGUAUUGGAUUGCUCCCGAAUCAUAUUGUAAAGAUGAAGAUUCGGUUGAUAAAGCACGUUACAAAAAAGAGUCUGAUGUAAUGAAUGCUGGAAUGGUGGCUUAUUUUGUUGCAACAAAAGGGAAACAUCCUUUUGGAACUCAAGCGACAAUAUCGCAUAACUUGUUGAAUGGAAACCCUGUUUUCUUGAAUGAAAUUGAUGAUGUUAAACUUAAAGAUCUUCUAUCAUGGAUGCUACAGGUAAAACCCGAACUACGACCAAAUGCCAACGAGGCGUUAGAACACCCUUAUCUACGAUCCGAUGAAAAGAACUUUGAUAUGUUGUGUGAUGUGGCAAACCAACCAGUGAUAGAGAUACCGUAUUUAGGUCAUCCUCUUAACUCAGAUGUGCGUGAGCAGUUAAAUGGUCUAAAUAAUUGGAUGGGCCGUAUUGAACCUGAAGUUUUUAAUAAUUUCAAUAAAAGUCAAUACGACUCCACAUGGUUGGGUUGCUUAAAAUUUUUGCAAAACGUUCACCAGAAUUGGCAUGAUGAACCUCGUCCACAACUGUCAUCAUAUGUUAAAGAUGGAAACUAUCAAGAGUAUUUCCUCAAAGUUUUUUCAGAGCUUCCUCUGCUAGUAAACAAAAUGAAAAGGUUGAUUAAAUGGAAGUCAAGUCCUGAUCUUAAAGAACACUUUUCAAAGUGGAAAUACAUUGGUAAAUCAACAAAACAUGAAGAAAUGAUUUCAAAACUAAUUGAGUUUGGAGGCAAGAUUCCCAAUGCUGAGGUCAAAGAUGUGAACGGUGUACGUGUAAUUUUCUCAGAAGCGUUUUGCAUCGGCUGUGGAAGUAAUGGAACCCGUGUCUAUCUUGGACUGGGAAAGGAUGGCUACGGUAAAGCAGUGAAACGAAUACUUCGUGAUAAAGGCAUCAAUCUUGCACAUAAAGAAAAAGAAAUUUUGAAUGAAUUAAGCGCAAAGGAAUCAAAGUUUGUUGUCAAUUAUCACUGCUUAGAAGAAGACAAUGGAAAAGAAUAUGUCUAUUUAAUAUUGGACCUAUGUGAAGAAUCGCUGGAGGAUUUUGUGCAAUCAGAAUCAAAUAGCUUGGCUUAUCUUCAAAAAUCUCUUCCCGAAAUUCUCAGACACAUUUUAAAAGGAUUAUCUGAUCUUCAUAGUGGCGAAAAUCCUAUUCUCCAUCGCGAUUUAAAGCCUUCUAAUGUACUCCGAGAUGCACAAGGAAAAUUUCUGAUAGCUGACUUUGGUAUUAGUCGAAUAUUGAAAGAUGGAAGUAAGACAAAAGUAAGUAAUCCUAAUAAGGGAACUCCGCAUUGGAUUGCUCCUGAAUCAUUUGGUACAGAAAAAAAUCAGGAUGGCAAAGGACGUUACAAAACAGAGUCGGAUGUAAUGACUGCAGGAAUGGUAGCUUUUUAUGUUGCCACAAAAGGAGACCAUCCUUUUAAAACUGAAGAGAAUAUAUUGAAAGGAAACCCUGUUGGCUUGGAGAAAAUAGAUAAUGUCGAUCUAAAAGAUCUACUGUCAUGGAUGCUACAGCUAAAACCGGAAGACAGACCAUCGGCCAACGAAGCGUUAAAACACCCUUAUCUACAAACCGAUGAGGAGAAUUUCGAUUUGCUGUGUGAUGUUGGGAAUGAACCAGAAAUAAAAACAUCAUCUCCACAUUCUCUUCCCUCAAAUCUUCGUGAGCAGUUGAAUCUUUCAAUAGAUUGGAAGGGCCGUAUCGAUGCUGAAGUCUUUAAACAUUUCAAUAAAGUAUCUGACUCUACAUGGUUAGGUUGCCUAAGAUUUUUGCGAAACGUUCGCCAGCAUUGGUAUGAUAAACCUCGUCCACAACUGUCAUGUGUUAAAGAUGGAAACUAUCAAAAGUAUUUUCUUCGACUUUUUAUGGAACUGCCUCUUCUAGUUCACAGAACCAUACGAUUGAGUGACUGGAAGACAAGACCUGUUCUAGAGAAACAUUUUCCAAACAGAGAACAUCCUGUAAAACUUGAAGAAGGCAAGGGAAAGAAAAGCGAAGCUGUUGUUGAUUACCCUGAUCUCAACGACGAGAUUAACGAUUUGUCAGAUAUCCAAAGAUAGUGAAGAGUACCUACGAAUCAUGGUGAUUCAGAGACUUUGGCAUAAUUUUAUCGUAUGGUAAAAAGAAACUUAUAGCUUAUUAUGUUGUCAAACUUGUAAAGAAGACAUGUGCAAUAGUAAAUAUUGCGUAUCCUUUGCUUUAAGUCAGCAAAUGCUUUCACGUCGUAUGCAUUAAUGCUGAAAUUGCGAUUCUUCUUUGCAUUAUUUAUCCUAAGUGUAAAUGGUCAGAUCAAAUGACGAAAGGAAAAACAAGAACAUUAUCGUUUUCAAUUUAAAGCUAAAAUGUGCCACAUCAAUGAAGCCAUUUUAUUGUCUGCAAAAGAGGUUUAUGGGAAAGCAAUUGGCAAGAAGGAAAUCAAUGAUACCACAAUUCAAGAUCCUCCUUUAUGUAUGUUUUAAUUUAAGGCUCGUAAGCAAGUUAGAUUAAGCUAAGUAACCAAGUUGGAUAUUACAUGGCCAGAUUGCUAUGAAUUUUCAUUGGAUUUUACAAUGUUAUAUAAUUAACUACUUUUUUGUCUUCAAAUGACUAACGAUCUAAAACUGAAGGCGAAUGAAAUUUAAAUUUGAUUUCCAUACAUCAUGUUUCUUAUGUAAAAUAUACAAUAAAUUUUAACAUGUGUAAUUUAGUAAUACAUAACAUUUCUUCAAGUAUAACAAUGUAUAACAAUACAUAUAACUAUAUAUAACAAUAUAAUAUGGAUGUCAUGACUUGUAACGCAAUUAAGGAGUUGCUCGAUCUGUGCUCAAAAUCCGUUGUACUUUAGCGUUAUAUAAGUCUUUCGUAUGAGCUCCGAGCGUGAGUUCAAUGUACUAGAACGCUAUUUAGUUUAUGUACGUCACUACAGUACCACUGCAAAGAGUAAAAGAUUGAUACGCAUAAAAAGAACAACUUAUUGAAUCGGGGAAAUUGGUUAUAUUUUAAUAAAAUGACACUUUUA